Molecule: messenger RNA, 2376 nt
Organism: Rhipicephalus microplus (southern cattle tick)
Lineage: Eukaryota; Metazoa; Arthropoda; Arachnida; Ixodida; Ixodidae
Source: RefSeq, a predicted model, not a curated record
AUGGCGAGUCAAUGUGCAACGAGACCACCAGGACUAGCAGCAGAGGCCCGGCUCUUUGAUAGACCAGUAUGUGUACCCCACCUACACCAACCUGCCUUUACCAUUGAGAGAGUGGUAGCCCUGUGCAACGAAUCAUUCCUGCCCCAUGAACUGACCGCGUCUCUCAACCGCUCGAAGCAGCGAAGCGCACCGGGAGCGGAUAUAAUUACGUUUCAGAUGCUCCGCAACCUGACAGACAGGGAGAAGGCCCAGCUGCUUGACUACUUCAAUGAAGUCUGGAACAGCGGACAGCUACCAGAGUCCUGGAUUACUGCAAUCAUCAUACAGAUCUUAAAAUCGCGUAAGCCAGCGUUGACCCCUUCAUCGUACAGGCCUGUCUCUCUUACCUCAUCCGCUUGCAAGGUGAUGGAAGCAGUGGUCUUGGCCCGCCUAGAGUGGAUUGCUAGGGCACUGGACUACUUUCUCGAGCAGCAGAGUGGAUUCCGGCACCACCGCUGCACAGCAUAUUUGCUUAUUGACGUCGUCUCGGCACUUGAGCAUGCAAGAAGCAGGCAAGAGGCAGCCUUUUUAGUGCUCUUGGACGUGCGGAAUGCCUUUGAUGGCCUGGCGCACCUGGCAGUCAUGCAGGCACUAGCAGCCCUGGGUGUGCAGGGUUGCAUGCUGUGCUUUGUACAGGGCUUUCUGUCGGGCCGAUUUUUCCGCGUGAGAGUCACCCACGCGCUCAGCUCUCCACGACCGGUACCGACAGGGGAGCCACAAGGUUCUAAUGCACUGAAUGCUGAAGUCGGCCAUGUUGCAUCUGCAGGUCUGGCUGUCUCUCUGGCCACAACGAAGGCACUUCUUGUGCUCCCCAGACAAAGAAUACGGAGUAGAGUGGCCUGUCUGACCAUCGAGGGCACCACAAUACCGUGCGAGAGUUCGGUGACCCAUCUCGGGCUUCGCAUCGACCAUCGGCUGUCCUGGACUCCAAUAUUCAAGGAAGCCAUAUGCAUGGUGAAGAGAACCCAGAAGGCGGUGAAGGGCAUCUUCUUAAGUGGCCGCGGCAGCUCACCAUCCUGGGCUUUUCGUCUUUACACAGCAGCAGCAACAUCAUGGCUGCUGUACGAAUUUCCCGUGGUAUCAGUUACUCGGUGGCUUUUAGAGCGCCUCGAGUUACCGCAUAGGGGCUUCAUUCGCUGUGUCCUCGGCCUGCCGCGGUCCUCUCAAGUCGCAGCCACCCUGGCAGAGGCGGGUAUCUGGCCUCUCUGUCUGCUCCUGAAGCAGCAUGGGCUUCUACACAUUGAUCGGCUAGCACAUGCGCCUGAUGGGUACCCCCUUCUUGCCCAGCUGCAAAGUCGACCAGAACCUCGGAUGGGCGAGCUGCUGCAGAUCUAUCAAGCAGCUGUGGGACCGGUGCCUCCAGCUCUCCCUCUUCCCCCGCCAACAGAAAAACUACUGGCUAUCAACAUUGGUCUGGGAGGGCUCUCCAAGCGUCGCUCACCCAUUUGCGCACUCAAGCAGGCAUCUGCCUCGAAGAUAGAGGAAGAGCUGGCUGGAAGGCUUAUGGCGUACACAAACGGCUCUGUCAUCCCAGACACAGGCUCGGCCACAGCUUCCUGCAUUAUGCCAGCACUUGGUUGGACGGCCUCCUGCUGUCUGCCUUUUGGGGCCUGCUCUACUGCUGCAGAGACGGCUGGUCUCCACCUGGCAGUUGUCCUGCUAGCAGCAAACCCCCCAACGUGCUCCGUGGCGGUCACGUGCGACUCAAGAGCUGCGUUGCUGGCCUUGGCUAAGCCGGAGCGAGCAGGCUUCGCAACGCAGAUGCUCGUCACCAAACUGCAUGUCCUCCUUGCCAGUGUCGUUGAUGUUUCUCUGCACUGGGUCCUUCCUCAUGUGGGAAUCCAGGGAAACAAGCAGGCUGACGCCCUGGCAAAAGAAGCACAUCACUCCACCGUCCCUGUGUGCCAUACCGUGGUCGCCUCAGACCUUUUGAGAAUCACAUUGAGGAGGCUGUUGCUACGCUGCCACCCUGACGAUCGUGUAGCAAGGAUAGAGCCACCGACCCGGCUGCCUGACCGGGGUUCCACCAGGAGGGAGAGGUCCUUGCUACUUCGCUUACGCAUCGGCUACUCCUGGCCUGCCGCCCGGCGUCAUCGGCUUGGCAGAGCCUCGUACCCUGCGUGCACUGCUUGCUGGGCAGAUGAAACCAACGUGCACCUGUUGCGUGUUUGCCCAGCGCUUCGCACAGAACGCGGCGUCUUGCUCGCCGCACUCCGUCGCCAUGGUCUGCCCGUGGCCACACAUAGGGACCUUCUUUUUCCUGCAUGGCACCACACCCAGGUCUUCGAGGUGGUUCUUUGCUUCCUUGAGGACACUGGACUAGACAACCGGCUAUAG